Amphibalanus amphitrite is the source of this 2070-nucleotide messenger RNA. Its product is annotated as zinc finger protein 835-like. Gene Ontology annotation, molecular function: RNA polymerase II cis-regulatory region sequence-specific DNA binding; DNA-binding transcription factor activity, RNA polymerase II-specific. NCBI's taxonomy places the organism in Eukaryota, Metazoa, Arthropoda, Thecostraca, Balanomorpha, Balanidae. The record is from RefSeq and is a predicted model, not a curated record. Bases 217 to 1692 code for a protein of 491 amino acids. The transcript is spliced from 7 exons. Gene Ontology annotation, biological process: regulation of DNA-templated transcription.
CGAAGAGGGAGAAGCUCCAAAUGUCACGUGACUAAAAUGUAACAGUCAAGGCCCUAUAUACCGUUUAGGUAACAGUUUGGAUCAGUUUGGAUUGGACGUGUGAUUGAUGGAUAAGAAUUUAUAAUUGUUUUGCUUGGAUUAAUUAUUUUGCAUUUGUCUCUAUAACAGCAAGGAAGCUUUGAAAUUUCAUCUGUUGGCUUUGUAUUUAUUCCUACCAUGCCUGGUCAUGGUAAAUGUGCAGUUGCAAAAUGUACAUUUUCCCAUAGUAAAAUACCAGGUCGGGAGGGGAUUUUCUCCUCAUUCAGGUUUCCGAAAAACCCAGAAAUGAGAUCUAUCUGGGUGCGCCGUUGUGGACGAGCGGACAGUUUUGACCCUGAAAAGUCUAGGAUAUGUGGUCUUCAUUUUACUCAGAGUGAUUUAAGCCCAACAUAUCACCUGAAGAAAUCUAUGAUGCCUGGAGACAAGCUCAAGCCUGUUCUUCAGUCGUCUGCUGUCCCAUCAAUGCACCUGCCUAUGACCACAGCGGUCAGCAGAUGCAAGGCCAAGGAUCUGCGUCAUCCAUCAGUGAUGGGCGCCGAUGACCACUGUAGUCCGGCCGCCCAAAAACCCCAAUUCACCAUCAUCAUCAUCACGCGUCCAUCAGUGACAGAAGAUUGCUCUCCAUCAGACCAAGCUAUGCAGUUUUUAAAACAAGAAAGGGAGCCGUCGAGUCCGAAAGCAGAGCGGAUCACAGAGAUUUACGACGCCUCGUCUGCCGACACAAUACUUACUAAAGAUGACGACGACUGGGACGUCAAGUGGAGGGUGGACGUACCCGACCGUGACCCUCUCGAGUUGACACCCGACACUGAGGUGCCAUCCGAUGGUAGUAACCUUGCAGGGGACGCCAGCUUUCCCAAGGUGGAGAUCAAAGAAGACCGUUCGCCGUCCAGUGAUGUUACCGGGGAUCUCACUGCUCCCAAGGAUGAGCUCAGUGAACGCCAGUCGCCCGUCUCCCAAGGUGGCGAGGAAAUAUUGCAUUGUCCUCACUGCAGCUACUCUUGCUUGGAGCAUGAUCUUCUAGACAGACACGUGCAGAAACGUCACGGUCAUAUCGGGAGGAACGGCAGGCACAAGUGCGAGUGGUGCCAAUACUCCACCGACAUGCUCGAACACAUGACGCGCCACCGCAGGACCCACACUGGAGAGCGGCCGUACCGCUGUAGUGACUGUGACAGAACUUUUUCGUACCCUAAUUCUCUGGCCAGGCACCGCCUCUCACACACCGAGCAGAGACCAUUCAAGUGUGACAUCUGUGAAAAGGCCUUCAAGCAGUCCAGUCACCUGACGAGACACAAACUUGUUCACUCCGAGGACAGGGCAGUGCAGCUUAAGCAUUGUGACACUACGUUUGAGAUCAUCUCUCAUUGUAACGCCCAUACACAACUUCACGGUGGUGAUGAGCCGCUCCAGUGCUCAGGCGGGUGCCCUGAAAGGUCAAACAUCAUUCGACCCAGGCGAACACACACAGUGGAUCGCCCUCACGCCUGCUCCAUCUGCACGGCACGGUUCCGAAGACACGAUCAUCUUAACAAGCAUAUGCAGACCCAUACGGGAAAGCGGCCGUACGGAUGCUCCUCCUGCCCGGCACGGUUCUUAAGCCGAAGUAAUCUUGCCCAGCACCUGCGGAUCCACUCGCGGGAACGGCCAUAGGAUUGUGUCCGGCUUGUCUACAACUUCGGCGAGACACUGCUUUGCAUGCCACCUGCCGUGUGUUGGUCAAUCCUUAGUGUUCAGUUCGAUAGCUGUAGUUCGUUUUUUUUUUUUAAUGGUUUGCUCUUUUUUCGGUAAGUCAAGGAAGUGUUUUUAAUUGAAUAUACAAUGUUAGUCAAUGUUACAGCAAAGCUUUCCAUAAACGAGGUAGCGACUAGCGAACGUUGCGCAUCACGCACUGUUAUUGUAUGGAGACCAAAUGGAGACCCUCUUGGGGUGGAGGCCUCUGAUGUAAUGAAAAGUAAAGUGACAGGACUGGGCGCAGAAUGACAUUUGUAGUCGACGCGCCCAUAAAUAAACCAAGUGACAUGGUCUGGG